Scylla paramamosain (green mud crab) is the source of this 2254-nucleotide messenger RNA. Its product is annotated as mitochondrial import inner membrane translocase subunit TIM44-like. The transcript is spliced from 11 exons. The record is from RefSeq and is a predicted model, not a curated record. Bases 322 to 1713 code for a protein of 463 amino acids. Gene Ontology annotation, molecular function: protein-folding chaperone binding. Lineage: Eukaryota; Metazoa; Arthropoda; Malacostraca; Decapoda; Portunidae. Gene Ontology annotation, biological process: protein import into mitochondrial matrix. Gene Ontology annotation, cellular component: mitochondrial inner membrane.
GUAGAGGAACAGUGACAGGUGGCGCUGGGAAGGGAAGGUUGGCUGCCGCCUGGCGGGCUGGCUGAAGUGUUUUAGUACUAGUCAGUCUUGCUUGCCCUACACGCUCUAUUAACCAGUGUUUCCGUAUUCCCGGCAACUUCUCCCUGCACCGAGCACCGCCAAGCAGCAUCAGAGGGAUACAAGUACUAAGCUUGUAUAUGUACAGAGAGACGAAUGAACGGAUGAGUGAGGCUGUUAGGGAGUUUUUCGAGAGAAUGUGCCCUGUGUAGCAUCAAGAUCAAGACGAGAAUCGAGCCACGGCUGCAGCUUGAUCAAGAUCAGAUGAGUGGCCGAACAGAACACUUCUGGCGGGUGGCCGGCCUCAUUAGGGACAUGAGGAUGGGACACAGAGGAGUGGUGGUGAUGAGGGCGAGAGGAAGGCUUGGGCUGCAGCCUCCCGCCCUCCCCCAACUCUCCACACACCACAUGGCUGUCACGAUGCAGCAGAGAAGUUACAGUGCCACACCACCCCCCCAGCGCCCCCCAACCUUCCUCGGGAAAAUCAUUGAGAACUUCAGAGAGGAAUUGAACAGAAACCAGAAGAUGAAGGAAAGCUUGAAGGAGUUCAGAAAGGAUAUGGAAAAAUUAGAAAAGUCUGAAGCGUUACAAAAAGUCAGAGAGAAAUACCAGACAGUGGAGGAGGAGACAGCAGAGGGAACAAAGAAGGCCAAGCAACAGUUUUACACCAUCAAGAAGAAAGUUACCGAGACAAUGGAGGAAGCACACAAGGCAGAAAUUCUCCAGAAGGCGUCCAAACUGACAGAGGAGGCAACAAAGCAGGCUCAGAAAGUCGGGCAGACCAUCUCGCAGAAGGGUGAGGAGAUCAGCAAGACCCAGACAUACCGCACCAUCUCGGACACUGCCAAGGCCAUGAAGGAGGAGAUAGACCAGUCCACCUUUGGGGGAGCUGGGGCCAGAGUGUACAAAGCGCCCAAGAAGCUGCGCAAGAGAGUUGAGCGAGAUCCUGAGGCAGAGAAGAGAAUUAUUCAGGCGAACACUGAAGCAAGAGGAAUAACACUACAUAAGGAUUCUCAGUUUGCCCAGAGCUGGCAGAACUUUAAGGACAACAACCCUUAUGUCAACAAAGUACUUGUGUGGAAGACAAAGCUAGAUGAGAGUGACAACCCGUUGGUCCGCGCCUCAAUGUUGAUGAAGGAUAAGAUGUCCGAGCUGUUUGGUGGCGUCUUCCAAAGAACAGAGUUGUCUGAGGCUCUCACUGAAAUCUGCAAGAUGGACCCAACUUUCGAUAAGGAAAGGUUCUUGCUGGAGUGUGAAUAUGACAUGAUUCCUAAUGUGUUAGAGGCAAUGAUCUCUCCAGAUUUAGAGGUUUUACAAGACUGGUGCUAUGAGAGAGCCUAUUCCCUCCUGGCCACUCCUGUCAAGCAAGCCUACCAACUCGGCCUCAAAUUUGAUUCCAAGGUCCUGGAUGUGGACAAUGUGGACUUAGUAAUGGGCAAGGUGAUGGAGGAGGGCCCUGUGCUGGCUGUGUCAUUCCAGUCCCAACAAAUCAUGUGUCUGCGGAACAGUAAAGGGGAGGUUGUGGAGGGCGACCCCAGCAAGGUACUACGAGUUCAAUAUGUGUGGGUCUUAUGUCGAGACCAGACUGAGUUAGACUCCCGCGCAGCCUGGAGAAUACUGGACCUGUCUGCCCAGAGCACGGAGCAGCUGGUGUAACAAAGGACUCCACUAAGAGUGAUGACUUAUGUGAUGUGUGACUUGAUAAGUUACGAGUAUGUUUGAAACGCUGCCGUUGCAGGUGAAAGGUGACACUGGAUGAUGAAGAACUUGUAAAUAAUUUUUUCCUCACCUGGACAUGCGAUACAAAGGCCAGGCUGAAUAAGUUGUGUUUGGAAAUGUUAAUAUUGUGGAUAAAAGAAGAUACAGCAGAUGAUAAGCCAUUUAAUGAUAAAUUUUUCUUACCUGAAUGUAAAAAGAGCUUAUACUCUAUAGUGUUGUUGGUUGAUAUUAAAUUUCUGUAUAUUUUUUUACUAGUUGGAUAUUACUAAGUAAUGUAUGUGGCCUUUUUGAAAAUCUGAUACACUUAACAACAAAAUUGAAGACUCACAGAAGCAGAUAUUAUGGGUUAUAAGCUCAAGAUUUAUCUUUUUUUUUUUUUCCACUAUAUAUUGUACUGUAUUAUUUAAGUAGAACUGUAGUCGUGUCUGAAAUGUAACUGCAGUUUUAUUUUUAUCUCAUUUAUUUUCAAGAUUUUUCA